Messenger RNA from Galendromus occidentalis (western predatory mite), 1098 nucleotides. RefSeq names its product inhibitor of growth protein 1. NCBI's taxonomy places the organism in Eukaryota, Metazoa, Arthropoda, Arachnida, Mesostigmata, Phytoseiidae. Bases 1 to 1098 code for a protein of 365 amino acids. Gene Ontology annotation, cellular component: nucleus. Gene Ontology annotation, biological process: positive regulation of DNA-templated transcription. The transcript has 6 exons. The record is from RefSeq and is a predicted model, not a curated record.
AUGGGGGUCGAACUGGUGGGGGCGGCUGAAGCAUCCCUUCUUGAACACUACCUGGACACCGUCGAACAUUUGCCUGACGAUGUGCAACGAACGAUCUCGCUGCUCAGGGAAAUCGAUCAUCAGUAUCAGCACGUUUUGAGUGAGCUCGAGCACAUGAUGUGCCAGGAGGAUACGAAGAAGACUCUUAUCCAGAAGACCCUGAUCCGAGCGCAGGAGCUUGCAGACGAGAAGCUCUAUCAUAUGCAACAACUCAUGGACACCAUCGACAACAAGAGUCGACAGCUGGAGUUUGAUGCCAAGACGUUGGAUAAACUGAAUCGGCAUCAUAGUCCGGCGACGAGCUUUGCCGAAUGUCUUUCGAAGGAACGCUUCUUGGAAAGGAAUCAGAAUUCGCCCCUGGCAGCUCAUUCGAGCGAUGACAACUCGAAUCAGAACAUACCAAAUAAUUCGAACAUCAGCAGCAGUCUGAACAACAACAUCGGCAGUGGAGGCAACAACAACAAUAACAAUAGCAGCAGUAACAACAACAUUAGUAACAUCAAUAGCAAUAACAACAGCAGUACGACCAACAACGGGGCGACCAACCUUAGCCACAGCCAUAGCAACAACAAUCUCCAUAGCGGGAAUAAUCUCAAUUCUGGAGCCGAUCGGGGCGGUCAGCAGCACGUUGGGAAACACAAGGACGACAACUCACAAGCCUCAUCAGCAGGACACGCAGGUGCCAAACGAGCGAGGCGAGCGGCAGCUGCGAAAGACUACAGCGAGAGUUCCUACGACAAACGGGAAAAGCGUAGUUCUACCCAACAAAACGCGAGGGGUAAUAAGCGCAGCAGCUCCGAUGCAGGACAAGCCAAGAAGCGGAAAAGCGCCCGCCAGCAAGAUGUUAUCUCUCCCGUCGAUACGAUUGAUCCCGACGAGCCGUUGUAUUGUCUGUGUCAACAGGUAUCCUUCGGGGAGAUGAUCUUAUGCGACAAUGAAGAGUGUUCUAUCGAGUGGUUCCACUUUGCUUGUGUGUCGUUGAACACAAAACCCAAAGGCAAAUGGUAUUGCCCACGCUGCCGAGGCGAUCGCUCAAAUCAGAUGAAGAAGAACAGCUGA